CGAGCCCGGCAGCGGCGGCCAGUUCGGAGCAGCCUCCGAGCUCUGAGGGUCUCCCGGGCCCUGGCGACGGCCACCGCACAGCCCGGGGCGGGCCGAAUAGGACGACCCUCAGGUGUCUUUGGGUCCCAAACUCCGGGAAACGCCUCCAGUUCCUACUCUUGUCCCCCUGGGCGUUUGUUGGCUCGGCCAGAUUACCGACCCCCGAGAGACUUGAACUCUUAACCGUUUGCCUUUGCGCCGCGAUUUCCAACGUUCUGCCCAGACGUGGCGGAUAACGUACAAGCGUUUUUCCAGUUGGAGGUGGCGGUGGCGGCACCUGAGCCUUCAGCAUCAGUUAUGAUCGCUGUUGCAUCCUGAGUAUGAGCAGUAGGCACAUACAGCAGUCUUGUAAACGCUCGCGGUGUGGGCACACAACUCCCUACGAUCCAGAGUAUUGAUUCAUCAUCUCAGCCUCUCUGAGGUUGGUGGCGUUUGCUGCCUUCGCCGUUGAACACAUUGAGGCUGAGCCGCGCUUCCAGCCGUGCCCUUUCUGAAUCCAAAGAUUAUGACCUAGACUGUCCAGAUCAGGCUGCGGUGGGAUUAUACCCUGGGACUGUUUCACUGUUACCAAGUAGUCCAGAACGUUUUCACCGAUUGUGAAGGACAGACUGUUCAUCGUGAAAUCUGGAAGGGAGUAGAGUUUUCCUGGGGAAAAAAAAAUCACAAGUUGCUGAGAAACAGUAGAGUAAGAUAGUGGAUUGAAUACAUGUAUCUAAUUUUUUCCCUUCUGAAACCUCACUAAAAUUACAAUCGGGGUUUGUAAAAAGACACAGACCCACAAAGAUGGGGAAAUUGGAAAGGAAACAAUAGCACUAAAAUAUGGGGCCCCAGAAAGCUUAAUUUUAAACCAGCAGCAGGGAAUACUGUGGAACAAUGCUAUAUAAACCACAGAAUCUUAAGAAUGCAGAAACCAGGAGCACCAGACACUUUGGGAACUGGUGAUGAAAUUAAUGGUGUUAAGGAUGGAUGUAGAGGACUCAAAAGACUACUUUUAGGUGAAAUCUGUUUGAGAAGUAAUUAGGUAUCUAGAUCUCAUUCGCCAUUUCACACUUUUGUGUUACUGCUUCUUUCCCAUUAGAAGACUGGAGGCUAUUCUCUCGAGAACAUAAAACAGGAUUUUUGAAGCAGGGGACCCCCAGGCACAGUUAAUUACGGGGCUACAUUUAGGUAAACAGGGACAAUGGAAGUCUGAAGUCCAUCAUGCUCCUCUAACUCAAACCCCAGAACUUUUGCAGCCAGUCUAAUACCCUACAGGCUCAAAGAAAGAGAGUUCUACAUACACAUAUACUUAAAGGAAAGAUAUACACAGUAAGUUGGUCAUAGUGGUUGCUUCUGGGAAGGGAAAGGAACUUUGUGGCUGGGGAAAAGAAUGUAAGAUUUAACUAUACACUUUUUUUCUUUUAAAAUUUACCAUGUGCAUAUAUUACCUAUUCAAAAAUGAAAUGUAUUCCACAAAAAAUAAUUGCAAAUGAAUACACCCUUGAUACAUCAAUUCCUUCCCUUGACAAAUCAGUUCCUUCCCCAGGAAUUUAUCUUAGCGAUACGUCUACACACAUGUGAAAGUAAUACUAAGUAUAGUGCCACUCAUUGCAAUAUUGUUUUAGCAAAAGAUUGGAAAUCUCUAUGUUCAUUAAUAGAUGGUUGGUGAAAUAAGUUAUGUACAACCCUUCCUUGGCAUAUUCUGCAGCCAUAAAAAACAAUGAAAGAAGCUCAUUGUAUAAAGAAAAGAGUAAUUACCAAAAUAUAUAUUGGAUGUGGGGGCAGAUAAGGUUCAGAAAAAUACAUCACCAGUUUAUAAAAAGAGAAAGGUGUGUAUAUAUAUGUAAAUAAAUUAUCUGAGAGAGGCAGAAUUGGGUAAUAUUGGUUGACUUUGGAGAGGGGAUCUGGGUGGUAAGGCUUAAGUGGAAUGAGGGAGAGACUUUUCUACUGUUAUUGUUGGUAUCUGUUAUCUGUUCAGUGAGUGAAUUAGUAAAUGUUAAUGGGAAAAGAGAUGAAUAAUGGAGAUCUUGAUGUUGAUAAUAUGCUGCUGAACAGUAAAAGAUCUCUUAGAGUAGAAAGAAAUGCUGCAUAACAACCCUGAAGUCUCAGUGGCUCACAACAUGUCAUCCUCUUGGUUCUUUAGGUCAACAUUUCAUAAUUCUUCAGUGGUUUAGAUGUUGGCUGGACUAGGCUGGACUCCAGACUUUAGUGUUGGGUUCAGAUCUGUUCCAUGUGUUCCAUUCAGGGACCCAGCCUGAAAAAGCAAAAAUACCUGGAGCCUGUCUUUUUCAUGGCUGAGGGCGAGAGUUCAAAAGUGCUUCUGGAAAUUUGCCAGGCCUCAGCUCAGAAGUGGCACAUUGAAACUUAAAUUCUUUUGGUUAAAGCAAGUCACGUAGCCAAGCCCAAAGGCAAUAGGGUGGAGAUGUACACUGCCUGCUGUGGAAUGUUCUGCAAAGUCACGUGACAAAGGGUGUGGAUGUAAACUUCCAUUGUAAGGUGGGAGGAAGAGUUGGGCAUGACAAAGGACAUGGGUUAAUAGAAAGAGGCUGUGAAAUUUAAGUUGAAGGUAGUUGUUUGAGAAUAAAAAUGCUUAGGAAAUAAAAUAUAUGUCAAGAUACAGCAUUCUACUUUGACACUAAUUUUCUUAAGGCAUCCACGUUAAAGUAUCACAUUGGCUUUCCCUUAAAUAACAUCUGCCAGCCCCACAUCUGGCCCUAUAACCAAUUCUGAAUGACCAUAGGAAUGAAAAUAAUUAAGUAAUGGACAUGUAAAGACACCAGUUCUUAGAGGAUUAGUUCUAAAUGUGUUUGCUUUAGCUACUGAAUGUGUUCAUUCAUAGUUCUUUUAAAAUAUCUAUGUCUGCCUACCCACCUUUCACAACAGAAUCUUCUUUUCAGGGAGAUGUCCUUUGCUUCUCAGAUGUAAUGCACUUUAAGUUUGUUAUUCAACAGUGAAAAUGAGUCAUACGGAGGUUAAACUAAAAAUACCUUUUGGAAAUAGAUUACUAGAUGCUGUUUGUUUGGUACCUAACAAGAGCUUAACAUAUGGAAUAAUUCUUACACAUGGAGCAUCAGGAGAUAUGAAUCUUCCUCAUUUGAUGUCACUGGCAUCCCAUCUUGCAUCUCAUGGGUUUUUUUGCCUGAGAUUUACCUGUAAAGGCCUUAAUAUUGUACAUAGAAUUAAGGCAUAUAAAUCAGUUUUGAAUUACCUAAAGACCUCAGGAGAAUACAGACUUGCAGGUGUUUUCCUUGGAGGUCGUUCAAUGGGGUCAAGAGCAGCUGCUUCUGUGAUGUGUCAUAUUGAGCCAGAUGAUGCUGAUGAUUUUGUUCGAGGUCUCAUUUGUAUUUCCUAUCCACUGCACCACCCAAAGCAGCAGCAUAAACUUAGAGAUGAAGAUCUCUUUCGUAUAAAAGAUCCUGUACUGUUUGUGUCAGGCUCAGCAGAUGAAAUGUGUGAAAAGAACUUGUUGGAGAAAGUGGCACAGAAAAUGCAAGCUCCUAAUAAAAUCCACUGGAUUGAGAAGGCAAAUCAUUCCAUGGCAGUGAAAGGACGGUCAACAAAUGAUGUUUUCAGAGAAAUAAAUACACAGAUUUUGUUUUGGAUCCAGGAAAUCACUGAAAGGGACAAGAAAUAAUUGUCUUUAGUUAAAAACCAUGUUAUUUUUAAUACAUAUAGUUAAUUUGUUCAAGAAUAGAUAUCUCUCAGCAUUAUGAGAUAUAUUUCAGACUAAUGUUCUUUAAUGUUCCCGUUUUUAAAACAUAUUUUAAUUGUGAAAGUAAUGUCCUUUACAAAGUGUCUUUUGAAAGCACUGUUAUAGUUGUAUAGAGAUGAUGUACAAAUAUUGAAGGUGGUCUAAAUAUAAUUUAUUUUCAUUAAUAUAGUUAAUGUUUGAAAAAUUAAACUUUGAAUUUUGUUACAACAGAA
Molecule: messenger RNA, 3942 nt
Organism: Vicugna pacos (alpaca)
Lineage: Eukaryota; Metazoa; Chordata; Mammalia; Artiodactyla; Camelidae
Gene: TEX30
Product: testis expressed 30
Source: RefSeq, a predicted model, not a curated record